Messenger RNA from Selaginella moellendorffii, 1905 nucleotides. RefSeq names its product NADP-dependent glyceraldehyde-3-phosphate dehydrogenase. The coding region runs from base 1 to 1749 and encodes 582 amino acids. Gene Ontology annotation, molecular function: lactaldehyde dehydrogenase (NAD+) activity. The transcript has 10 exons. The record is from RefSeq and is a predicted model, not a curated record. NCBI's taxonomy places the organism in Eukaryota, Viridiplantae, Streptophyta, Lycopodiopsida, Selaginellales, Selaginellaceae.
AUGUCGAUUGGGGGCGACUGCCGCUGCUGCGUGGACGAGGAGAUCGAUGCGUUUGGCGAGAUCGUCGAUGGCAACGGCGUCUUCAAGUACUACGCCGAUGGCGCCUGGAAAAUCUCGUCGUCAGAGGAGUCGCUGCCUGUCAUCAAUCCGACUUCUCGGGAGCCCUUCUUCGCGAUCACGGCGUGUACACGCUGUGAGGUGAACAAAGCAUUUCACAGCGCCAAAGAAGCUCAGAAGUCAUGGGCCAAGACACCGCUUUUCAAGCGUGCCGAAAUGCUCCACAAGGUCGCGGGCGUCAUGAAGGAGAAGAAAAACAUGGAGGCGAUUGCCGAGUGCCUAAUCAAAGAAGUCGCAAAGCCAGACAAGGAUGCUUACACCGAGGUUGUGCGAUCCGCGGACUUGCUGUCCUAUACUGCCGAAGAAGGAAUCCGGAUACUCUCGCAGGGGAAGUUCCUUGUUUCGGACUCGUUCCCAGGAAAUGAGAGGAACAAACUAUGUCUAUCGUCGAAGGUGCCACUGGGAAUUAUUCUUGCUAUACCUCCAUUCAACUAUCCUGUGAAUCUUACGGUUUCCAAGAUUGGACCAGCUCUGAUUGCUGGCAAUGCCGUGGUUAUCAAACCACCAACACAGGGUGCUGUCUCGACGCUCCACAUGAUACACUGUUUCCAUAUGUCAGGAUUUCCAAAGGGCCUGAUCUCGUGUGUUACGAUCAAAGCCUCGGAAUUGGGUGAUUAUAUGACCACGCAUCCAUUAGUAAACUGCAUAAGUUUCACAGGGGGUUGUGAGACUGGAAUUUCCAUCUCACAAAAAGCUGGAAUGAUACCUUUACAAAUGGAGCUCGGGGGCAAAGAUGCCAUGAUAGUUCUCGAGGAUGCUGAUUUAGACCUUGCAGCAACUAACAUUAUCAAGGGAGGUUUUUCGUACAGUGGACAGCGUUGUACUGCAGUAAAAAUUGUUCUGGCUAUGGAAGGCAUAGCUGACGCGCUGGUUUCCAAAGUAAAUGCACAGAUUGCGAAACUUAAAAUCGGGCCACCAGAAAGAAUUGACACCGACAUCGUCGACGUUGUUAGUGAAGCAUCUGCGGACUUCAUUGAGUCUCUUGUAGCAGACGCGAUCGACAACGGUGCCAAGAUUUGCCAGGGGUGGAAGAGGCGAGGUAACAAAAUAUGGCCGCUGCUCAUUGAUAAUGUGACAACUGAAAUGAGAAUCGCUUGGGAAGAGCCCUUUGGUCCUGUGAUUCCCGUCAUGCGCAUCAAGAGUGUGGAGGAAGGCAUAGAACACUGCAACUCUAGCAAAUACGGUCUCCAGGGGUGUGUUUUCACGAAAGACAUUAACAAAGCGAUACUUGUGAGUGAUGCAAUGGAAAGCGGGACUAUCCAAAUCAACGCGGCUCCUGCACGGGGUCCAGAUCAUUUUCCCUUCCAGGGAAUUCGCGAUAGCGGAAUUGGCUCGCAAGGAGUGACCAAUAGCAUCAACUUUAUGACCAAGAUCAAGACUACAGUUAUCAAUCUGCCAAGCGCCUCGUACUCUUUGGCUGUGGGUGACUACGAGUACAAGGAACCGGAAAGGCAGCUGGAUGCCGGAGAUUUUGAAGCUAUGAGAGGAGCGCCGUGUGGCUACUGCGCCAUGCAUUCUCUAAUCCCUUCGUCAAGGCUAAAGACUCCCCCGACGACUACAAAGCUCUCUUCACCUUUUUUUCUUCGGGCCAACACGCACAACUGUCUUUGCACACGCAUUACAUACAAAUGAAAGAUAUUUGGUAAGCUCCUUUGAGACACAAAAACCUCGUAACUCUAAUGCUUUUAUUCUCAGAUCGCAAGUCUUUUCAAACUUUAGAUCGUGUCACCGAGCGAGAAGUAAACUGUGAUCGUAUCCACAACAAACGUCUAUAACUUCUGCGUGUUC